Messenger RNA from Cantharellus anzutake, 1242 nucleotides. RefSeq lists its product as uncharacterized. The transcript has 4 exons. Bases 250 to 1089 code for a protein of 279 amino acids. NCBI's taxonomy places the organism in Eukaryota, Fungi, Basidiomycota, Agaricomycetes, Cantharellales, Hydnaceae. The record is from RefSeq and is a predicted model, not a curated record.
UAGUGAGAUCGUGAGCUAUCGAUCGAUCACUUGUACGUUCACCAAUGCAAUCCCAGAAUCUACGGUAAUAUGUACCAACCAAGCUCCGUGUUCUUGGACAAUUCUGUCAGCGCUUGGUUACAUACAAACGUACGGUGUUUGGGCGUAGAUAGAUAUUGAACAUUACUGGGAAGUUUGAGGUUGAGGAUUUGCAUAGCCACCUCACCAACGUCGAACCUUUCAACCUGUCUAUUCGUCUAUUCCACACACAUGGAGUGGACUCCAAGUCCGUUCAACCUGUUAGAUGGUAAUCCGUUCCAAUAUUCGGACCACACCAUCUCUACUAUAUCAGGAACGGAAGCCUUCAAAAGCGGGAUUCAGACACGGGGUGCGGACUUGUGUGUCAUUUGUGGUUUUUCCCAACCACGAAGUUUGUAUUAUUGUCACAUAAUCCCGAGGGUAGAAUGCGACACAUGGCAGGCAAUGAAGGACUCUGGUUUCGUGCCAGCAGCAGCAAAGAGUGUGAUGCAUGAGGCGCGAAACGGUAUCCGGCUUUGCGCGACCCACCGUGCCUACUUUGAUACGCAUUGCUUUUAUAUACGCUGGAUCCCUGAGCGAAGGCGCUUCGUUUUUAUUAACCACUCUCAAUCGGAGGAGUUGGAAGUCUAUCAUGGCCGAGCGAUAAAUCUCCCCGAAUACGACGAUCGAUUGCCAUUUCACGGUGCAUUUCUUUUUCAUGAAAUGCGGGUGCGUGGUCACUGGCCACUGUACGAGGAUCGAGCUAUCCCUCUACCUAUCUCUUGGGUGCAUUGGAUUGAUGAGGGUGGCAAUCGUGGUCAUAGUCGUCGUCGUCGUCGUGGUCCCGAUGGUCGCGGUCAUCGCGGUCGUGCCCGUAGUCGUAGUCAUCGUAGUCGCGCCCGUAGUCGUGGUCGUGGUCGCGGUCGUGGCGGCGAUGGCUACAAUCAAGAUCCUUCCGCACUCGAAGCACUGAAAAAGUCCUUUGCGGAACAACCCAAUUGGAGAGCAUCGGUGAUGGAGGGUACGAGUUGGGAAGGUAGUGCGAAUGAGAAUGCUGCCAAGUGGCGCAAACUCAAUCGUAUUGAUCCCUAACGAUUGUUGUUUGUUGAAAUUCGUGAUCGUGAUCAGUACUUCAACUUCCGCCCCAGUGUGCUCGCGUCCCCCCCCUCCUCGACUGGACCUAAUGAUCGGCUCAGUGGUGACCACAUCGCAGAGUAGGCUGGGGGAAGGGAUCUGGAUGCAUAA